Daucus carota subsp. sativus is the source of this 1466-nucleotide messenger RNA. RefSeq lists its product as uncharacterized. Gene Ontology annotation, biological process: transmembrane transport. The transcript has 7 exons. NCBI's taxonomy places the organism in Eukaryota, Viridiplantae, Streptophyta, Magnoliopsida, Apiales, Apiaceae. The coding region runs from base 140 to 1123 and encodes 327 amino acids. The record is from RefSeq and is a predicted model, not a curated record.
UAAUAAAUAAGGAAAGUAGAAAGCGAAGAGAGAGAGAGAGUUUAAAUUAGGGUUUUGUAGGGUUUAUCUAUCGUUCUCUGGUUGAAUCGUGUUUUUGAUUUAGAGCAUGAAUCAUAUAUAAAUAAAUAAAUAAAAGAAGAUGGAGGCUAGAGUAGCUGUGUCUAGCCAUGGUGAAGAGGCAACAAAAUACAUACAGAAGAAACAUAUUCAGACUCAGUCUCAGAUUGGUGCUGUGCCGCACCUACUCGCCGGAGGUAUCGCCGGCGCUUUUGGUAAAACCUGUACUGCCCCUUUUGCUCGCCUCACCAUUCUCUUCCAGGUGCAAGGUAUGUACUCUGAUGUUAUGGUGUUGAACAAGCCUUGUAUUUGGCGUGAAGGCCUACGUAUUGUAAAUGAAGAAGGAUUUAGAGCUUUUUGGAAAGGGAAUCUUGUUACGAUUGCCCAUCGGCUUCCGUAUACUGCUGUUAACUUCUAUGCCUAUGAGCACUACAAAAGUUACUUGAAGUCGGUUACUGGCUUCCAAAGUCGCACAGAUAGUGUUGGUGCUGAUAUGUGUGUGCAUUUUUUCUGUGGUGGUUUAGCUGGAGUCACAGCGGCUUCUGCUACUUAUCCCUUGGAUCUUAUCAGGACUCGUCUUGCUGCACAGAGGAGUACUAUAUACUAUCAGGGUAUAGGUCAUGCACUGCGUACCAUUUGCAGAGAUGAGGGCUUUUUUGGUCUCUAUAAAGGCAUGGGAGCUACAUUGCUGGGAGUGGGACCUAGUAUAGCAAUAAGUUUUUCUGUUUACGAGGCCAUACGUACAUACUGGCAUUCUAAAAGGCCAAAUGACUCUACUACCAUGGUCAGCCUUGCUAGUGGCAGCCUUUCAGGCCUUGCAUCUUCAACAGCAACAUUCCCUUUGGAUCUUGUAAGGCGAAGAAUGCAAUUGGAAGGGGUUGCAGGAGAAGCCCGGAUCUAUAAUACUGGCUUGGUAGGGACAUUUAAGCACAUCUUCCGGAGUGAAGGCUUACGAGGCUUGUACAGAGGCAUUCUGCCAGAAUAUUACAAAGUGGUUCCAGGUGUUGGAAUUGUUUACAUGACAUAUGAGAUGCUUAAGGAACUUCUGUCGGAUUGGUCAUCCUGAAAAAGCUAAUACAUAGUUGAUGUCACCCUUCGCUGUGCCAAUUGUCUUUGGACAUGUGGGUAAGAGGCUGGGUACAGUUUUGAUCGAGGUUAAAAAGACGAGUAGAACUCUAUGGCUUUAAUUUUUCUUUUCUAGUAGCACUUAGAAAUUUCCUGGUAAAAUAUCAGUGAUGAUGAAAAAAGAGUGUAUAUGAUAUUUUCUCUAACAUUAAAAAUCUACCCGUCUAAUUAAUUGUUUAUAUGUCUAGUAACAGAGGAUAUGAUGUGGCCACUGAUGGUUGUACUUAAGAAAAGUUAUAUUGUGUUACUUUGUUUAGUUUGAUUAUAUAUGUUAUUUUUGUUUC